This is a messenger RNA of Emiliania huxleyi CCMP1516, 1317 nucleotides long. RefSeq lists its product as hypothetical. The coding region runs from base 1 to 1317 and encodes 438 amino acids. The record is from RefSeq and is a predicted model, not a curated record. Gene Ontology annotation, cellular component: cytoplasm; nucleus. Gene Ontology annotation, molecular function: MAP kinase activity; ATP binding. The transcript has 12 exons. Gene Ontology annotation, biological process: intracellular signal transduction; protein phosphorylation. NCBI's taxonomy places the organism in Eukaryota, Haptophyta, Isochrysidales, Noelaerhabdaceae.
AUGGCGAGCAGCAGCGGCAGCAGCAGCACCGCUACCACCACCUCUGACAUUGAGCACCACACGAUCCGCUUCUUCCAAGGCGCACGGCCUGACGCAGCCGCAAACUACGAGUUGCUCUCGCACCUUGGCCGCGGCGCCUACGGCGAGGUCUGGGCUGCGAAGGACCCCGACGACCACUCGGCCGCCGGCGGUGGCAAGGUGGCAAUCAAGAAGAUCAACAACGCGUUCUGCCAGGCGACGGAGGCGAAGCGGAUCCUGCGCGGGCUGCGGCUCCUCCGUCUCCCGGACACGUCCAAAAAAUGUCCCGGACAUGUCCCACAGGCGAAGCGGAUCCUGCGCGAGCUGCGGAUCCUCCGCCACCUCGACCACCCCAACAUCAUCAAGAUCCGCGAGUCCGAGUCCGCCUUCUCCGACCUGUGGGUCGUCUUUGACUUCGUCGACCUCGACUUGCGCAAGCUGAUCGCCUCCCCGCAGACAAUCACAGUGCCGCACGUUCAGUGGAUCUGCCACCAGAUGCUGGUCGGGCUGCAGUACCUCCACUCUGCACAUGUGCUGCACCGAGACCUCAAGCCUGCAAACGUGCUCCUCUCCGAGCGGUGCGAGGUCAAGUUGUGUGACUUUGGGCUGGCGCGUGCUGUGCAUGAGGGUCGGGCGACUGCGCGUGUUGUCGACGAGAGUGACUGGGCUCUCAACGAGCAGCGCGAGAGGGCGGCGCCCGCGCUCGCUCGCCGCGAGAACCCGCUCGAGCGCAAGCCGCCGCCGCAGAUCUCGCGCCAGAUGACGUCGCACGUGGUGACGCGCUGGUACCGCGCGCCCGAGCUGAUUCUGCUGCAGCGGUACACGGCAGCGAUCGACGCGAGGGUGGACCGCCGCGACCGGGGCGCCCUCUUCCCCGGCCGCUCCUGCUUGCCUCUCUCCCCCGUGGAGGACGACGCCAACCCCGAGCCGAACCUCGACCAGCUCAACGUCAUCUUUUCGGCGCUCGAGCACCGCUUCUUCGAGUCGAUGACAUACAGGAUCGACACGGAGGUCGCCGUGCGGCCCUGCCGAGUGCCGAGGAGUGACGACUCUUUCAUCGUCGGCAGGCUCGACACGAAGAUCGCCGUGCGGCCAGUCGACGCGGCGACCAUCGACUUCGAGCACGCCGAGCUUGUCCUCGCCGAGAUCGCGCACUACACGGCGGUCAACGCGGCGGCGCGCGGAGGGGCGGAGGCUGCGCGCGCGGAGCCGCGGUGGGCAGGCAACGAUCUGGAGGGCGGCGACGCGGGCGGAAGCGAGGCUGCGGCCGAGGAGGAGGCGGCUCAAGAUACGGCUUAG